CAGUUCUUUUCAUGCAGCUGGCAACGCUGUGCUGGUAUUUUUUAGCCACACUUUGCAUGCUGGACGAUAACACAAUUACAAAAAUUUCUUAUCGGACCAACGAUAGCUGCGCGUUUAUUUCAGCUGUUCAACAACCAAAACAACAACAGCAGCAACAACCGUAUUAACAUCAGCAUUCGCAGUAGCGGCAGCCACAACAAACGUCCAGCACAAAUACUCACCAAGCAAUAAAAUAGAAACAACAAUUAAGUAACAAACACGCAAGUGCAACAAAUUGGCAACACUUGCAAACGUACAAAUUGUGAAGGUCAUUCCAUGCAAAAGCACUAAGACACGGAACAGAUAGAUACGGAGAAGGGGAGAGAGAGAGAGAGAGCAACAACAAAUACUAACUGAAGGCAGAAGUGAUAGACUGCCAAGCUUCCAACAAAAACAAUUCAAAGAAAAUAAACGGAACCGCCAUGGCGCUAAACAUGAAGGCUCUGCUGGCCAUGAUCUUUGUCUUUGUGGGCUGCUGCAGCAACGUCGUCUUCUUGGAACUUAUCAUACAAAUCGACCCGGGAGCUGGAAAUCUGAUCACAUUCCUACAAUUCGUCUUCAUUGCCCUCGAAGGUCUUAUCUUCACCUCCAAGUUCUUCACGGUCAAAGCGAAUAUUGCCCUCAAGGAUUAUCUCAUGCUGGUGGUGCUGUUCUUUGGCGCGAACGUGUGCAACAACUAUGCGUUCAACUUCAAUAUACCGAUGCCAUUGCACAUGAUCUUUCGCAGCGGGUCGCUGAUGGCCAACAUGAUCAUGGGCAUUAUAUUGCUGAAGAAGCGCUACAAUCUGAGGCAGUACAGCUCCGUGGCGAUGAUCACGGCGGGCAUCAUUUUGUGCACGCUUGUGUCGAGCGGCGAUGUCAAGGACAACACGCAUCCCACUCUGAAGGUGGACACCUCCUUCUCGGACUUCUUCUGGUGGAGCGUGGGCAUUGCUCUGCUCACGAUCGCCCUGCUGGUGACAGCCUAUAUGGGCAUCUACCAGGAGGUGAUCUACAAGCGCUAUGGCAAGCAUCCCAAUGAGGCGCUCUUCUUCACACACAUGCUGCCCCUGCCCGGGUUCCUCAUCAUGGCCAGCAACAUCGCCCAGCACUGGAAUAUCGCUGUGGCCUCCGAGACGGUGGCUGUCGCCCUGCCCGUGCCCGGAGUGAGCUGGUCGCUCAGCUUUCCGUUGAUGCUCUUCUAUCUGCUGUGCAACGUGGUCACCCAGUACAUCUGCAUCAGCUCCGUUUAUGUGCUGACCACGGAGUGCGCCUCCCUCACAGUUACCCUCGUGGUGACGCUGCGCAAGUUCGUCUCGCUCCUCUUCUCCAUCAUCUACUUCCGCAAUCCGUUCACAAUCUCCCACUGGCUGGGCACCAUACUCGUCUUUCUGGGCACCGUGCUCUUUGCGAAUGUGAUCAACCAGGUGAAGGAUGCGUACCAGGCGCGCCAAGCCAGGCAGGCCAAGCUGAAGACGGGCUAAUCCAGACACGCCCCCCCCAUAGUAUAGCGCCCACCCCUCCCAGUAGAGGCCAUUCGUGCAUGCCAUUGAUAUUGCUAACAGUCGCUGUCCCGCUCGCAUUCGUGUGCUGGCUACGUCCUUCUCUGUUUGUAUUUUAGUUUCAGUUCCCGCGCUUCAGACUCUAUUGUAUAUGUUGUAUAUAGAUAGUUAGUUAAGCUAAUGCCGACUAUUUGAUACUCUGUAAGCCAAGCUCUUGACGCUGUACAUGUCCCGUACCAUGUAACCUUUGUCCCGCUUUAUGUAAUAUUUCUGUUUUUUUACAUAAAAGUUCAAAAGUAAUUUUAGCAAAAUUUUUAAAUAAUAAAUAAACAAACAAAAAAUUACCCGA
This is a messenger RNA of Drosophila hydei, 1869 nucleotides long. RefSeq names its product UDP-xylose and UDP-N-acetylglucosamine transporter. Gene Ontology annotation, biological process: transmembrane transport. Gene Ontology annotation, cellular component: Golgi membrane; endoplasmic reticulum membrane. Gene Ontology annotation, molecular function: UDP-N-acetylglucosamine transmembrane transporter activity; UDP-xylose transmembrane transporter activity. The record is from RefSeq and is a predicted model, not a curated record. The transcript is spliced from 3 exons. The coding region runs from base 462 to 1502 and encodes 346 amino acids. NCBI's taxonomy places the organism in Eukaryota, Metazoa, Arthropoda, Insecta, Diptera, Drosophilidae.